Messenger RNA from Miscanthus lutarioriparius, 1149 nucleotides. The record is from the annotation of a GenBank genome assembly. NCBI's taxonomy places the organism in Eukaryota, Viridiplantae, Streptophyta, Magnoliopsida, Poales, Poaceae.
AUGGCUCCACUCCUCCUCUCUCUCCCCCUCCGCCUCAGCCCCAUCCCCGCCGAGAGCUCCACCUCCCGGAUCGCACCGAGAUCACGAUCCCCUCGUCCCUUCCCCAGGCGGCGCCUGCGCCUUCCCGCCCUCCUCCAAGUCCAAUGCCUCGCGGCCCCCGGGCCCGCCGCCCCCGCGCCCGCGCCGCGGUGGCACGCGGCGCUGUCCGCCGCGGCGGGGCUGUACCCGGCCUACGUCGCGGCCGGCGCCUCCGUGGCCGUCGCACGCCCCGAGGCGUUCCGGUGGUUCGUGGCGCUGGCGCCGGGGUCCUACACCGCCACGCUCGGCUUCAUCAUGCUCGCCAUGGGCCUCACGCUCCAGCUCAGGGACUUCGCCGCCCUCCUCCGCGAUAGGCCCCUCGCCAUUUUGUUCGGGUGUGCCGCGCAGUACACCAUAAUGCCAGCGUUUGGCGCGAUCGUUAGCCACGCGCUGGGGCUUCCCCCGUCCCUCUCAGCUGGACUCAUCCUGCUGGCUUGCUGUCCUGGAGGAACUGCAUCCAACGUGGUGACUUUAGUUGCUCAAGGUGAUGUUCCAUUAUCCAUCGUGAUGACUGUCUGCAGCACUCUUGCUGCAGUGUUCCUUACUCCUCUGUUAACGAAAAUUCUUGCUGGUGCUUAUAUUCCUGUGGAUGCUGUGAAGCUCUCUCUCAGUACUUUGCAGGUGGUUGUUGCCCCAAUUCUUUUAGGUUCAUCGAUACAAACUGCAUUCCCAUCAGUAGUUCAAUUUGUGACUCCUUUUGCACCUCUGAUGGCAGUCUUGGCUUCAUCGCUUCUGGCAAGCAGUGUCUUCUCUGAGAACUUUGUGCGCCUAAGAUCGACAAUUGCCGAUGCAUCCUCUGUGAAUCAAAACUUCUUCUCUGGAGAUAUCGGGAUUGUCAUGCUCUCUGUGUUCUUGCUGCAUUUCGCUGGUUUCGCUUGUCGGGUAGGAAUGCAAAACUCAUCCUUAGGGGUAGUUUUAGCAACUGCACAUUUCUCCUCGUCCUUGGUCGCCCUGCCUCCUGCACUCUCAGCUGUCAUCAUGAACAUGAUGGGUAGCACACUAGGUCUCAUAUGGCAAUCUAUCAGUCCUUCUGUUUCAGAGAACGAAACCACUGACAUAACCAAUGCAUGA